GCAUUCUCAUGAUAUAUCUCAAGAUGACUUCAACAAACCAUUUCAAUCGAUGUUUGAUAUCAUAUUCAAGCUAUCUUAGGAACCAAUCAAAAAGAAUCAACUUCAACUAUUCCACAACCUCAAAUAAUGUCGGCCCAUCAACCUUACCUCAAGAACCUCCAACGAAUCUACCUCUCAGAACACCAAGACAACCGAUCGUCAGACCUGGUGUGAUUCCAGCAUAUGAUGAAGCAAUAGCUUUCUUAAAACAAAAUUCAAAACAACUAGAAUUAAAACUAGGAGAACUACAAUUAAAACUUAAAGAAAACCCAAAUGAUGAAAAUCUUAAAAAAACCAUCACAAAACUUGAGAUUGAAAGUCAAAUUAAUGAUGUAAAUGUUAGAGUUCGUCAUAAAGCUGGACUUGGUGAUAUGUCUAAAGCUGUCUAUCGUCAUCUGAAAGAAAAGGAAUGGAGAGAAGCUGGUAGAUUAGGACGAUUGAUGGAAACCGUCCAUCGACUACGUGUCUUUCCUGAUAUCUUACCUGCAAUUGCUCCUACUGCAGAUCUUCGUGCCAAUUUCCAGAAUACUCCGAUCAGUGUUGGUACCUUUAUAAGUGCUUCAAAAUCCAUUACACCUCCCACAAUCCGUGUUCAAGUUUUCCAUCCAGAGGGAGAAUUGUAUACCCUAAUGAUGGUUGAUCCAGAUGUACCCGAUCCAUCUAAUCAAUCAUUCACCCCAUAUCUUCAUUGGCUCGUACCGAACCUACCCAUUUCUGCAACCUCAAGUCCAGAAUUAGCCAUUGACGAAACAAAUCUGACUCAACUUUCUUAUAUACCACCACAUCCAGCUCGUGGAUCAUCACUACAUCGUUAUACUUUAUUACUUUUUAAACAAUCUUCUAAACUGGAUUCUUUACCUGAACUUAAUCGAUUAGGUUUCUCAGCUCGUGAUUGGAUUCAGAGUACUAACAUGCAAGCUUCUGGAGUUAUAAGUUGGACUUGUAAAUGGAGAGAACAAGAAUCGAAGUUGAUUUCUAACAUUUACAAAAAUCAUCUCAACAUCCCUGAACCUUAUUAUGGAAGAACACCUAAACCUUAUUCUGGACAUGCUAGAUUAGCACCUUAUACUCCUCUACCUUUAACUCAUCGUCAUCCUCCUGUGAUUCCGUGGGAGAAAUCGGUUGAAGUUAAUAAAGAUACGUGAACUGUUUGAAUCGGAUAGGUUUCUAUUGGAUCUUAGAGUGUGAUUUCUUUCAGUUUUGAAAUUUAAAAAGAUCAUAACAGAGGUAUAUUAAAAAGAAUCUUCCAAGGAAAAAACAGUCAUGAUUUAUGGCAAAUAAGAAAACCUAGUGACAGAAUAUGCAGAAUAUCAUUUAGAGAUUUUUUUUGUUUUCUGAUUGAUUUGAAAUUGUAUGAAAGAUGUUUUGAAAAAAGCUGACUUUUUGAAUGAUUUAAUUGGUUCAAUGAUUUUUUGGGUAGUUCAAUUUUCAGUAAGAUGAGUAUUUAUCAUUUGAGGUAUUAUUGAAUAAGUUAUGAUGUUUAUGGUGAUAGAGUCAUGGUUGAGGAAUCAGGAGUUUUUAUAGAAUUGUAGGGUUUAUAUGGUGAAAUAGUCAUAUCAAUUUAACUUCUC
This is a messenger RNA of Melampsora larici-populina 98AG31, 1610 nucleotides long. RefSeq lists its product as uncharacterized. The record is from RefSeq and is a predicted model, not a curated record. Bases 9 to 1184 code for a protein of 391 amino acids. The transcript has 7 exons. NCBI's taxonomy places the organism in Eukaryota, Fungi, Basidiomycota, Pucciniomycetes, Pucciniales, Melampsoraceae.